Messenger RNA from Opisthorchis viverrini, 291 nucleotides. RefSeq lists its product as hypothetical. Lineage: Eukaryota; Metazoa; Platyhelminthes; Trematoda; Opisthorchiida; Opisthorchiidae. The transcript has a single exon. Bases 1 to 291 code for a protein of 96 amino acids. The record is from RefSeq and is a predicted model, not a curated record.
AUGUGCGAGGCACCGACAAAACUUGCACCAUACCCCAUCACCAGUAAGGUGACGGGUUGGUUGAACGGAUCUUUCGAGGCUCUUCUGAAGGUACUUCCAGAAAUGAACCCGAGCACAUCGGACCAAGUCGUGCUGAGGCAGCUUUACCAUGCAGAGGACUGGUCUGCAAGUUCGCCGGUCAGGCGCUGUUUCUCAUGUGGACAGUGCGUGAAACCAGGCUACACAGUGAUGCACGAUUGCCAACACAAUCGUCAUAUCGAACGUCCGCCACAGAUUACGUCCAUCAAGUAG